Molecule: messenger RNA, 2043 nt
Organism: Vitis vinifera (wine grape)
Lineage: Eukaryota; Viridiplantae; Streptophyta; Magnoliopsida; Vitales; Vitaceae
Product: 1,3,7-trimethyluric acid N-methyltransferase CkTcS-like
Biological process (GO): methylation
Molecular function (GO): S-adenosylmethionine-dependent methyltransferase activity
Source: RefSeq, a predicted model, not a curated record
CUUUUGCAGGUGACGACUGAACCAGGAAUCUAUAUUGGUUGAGAUCGUGCGUCCAUCCAUUUGGCAACUACAUGGAUCACCAGGGACGCGAGGCCUCAACAAUACUUACACUACGAAUGUGAUAGAAUAUUUCAUUAUAUGAUAAAUAAUACUAUAAAAGAUAAAAAUUAGAUACGGGUCUUUUUGUAUUUUCACCCUAAACCAUAAAUCAUUUUACUUGAUUAGGUGUCUCUCUCACUUUUUCUCAUAUCUUCAUACUAGGUGUUUCUCGCUCUUCUUCAUAUAUCUAUGUCAUCUCUCUCGUAACUUUUUAGGCUCAUGACGUAAAAUAUUUAUAGAAAUAUUUUCAUUCGUUUUCCUUAUUUUAUAAGGAAUCUAAUUACAAUUACAUAUAAAAUUAAAAAUAUUAUAUAUGAUACUCAUUUUAUAAAAAAUAUAUAUAUUCUAAAUAGGAAUUUGAAACACUUUCCCAAUACGGAAGUAGACUUCUUUUAACAUGUAUCUUAAAUCUAUAAGAAUUUAAUGGGGUUUAUAAUGAAUAAUAUCUAUAGACUGAGUCAUACAUUAAAAAUGAUAUCAUACGAAUCCCUACCCUAUGUGGAAAUUUUGUUUUUUUGAUCCUAUAAGAAAUGUCUAUUUAUUGAGGAUAAUUAUGAUAUCUUAGGUUUAGUAACACGUUUCAAACACUAUACACUUAAUAUUUCAAUCACGUUAGACCUCCAUAGACUAUUUCAAUCUCUCUUAAAGUAGUGAGAGCCGGCCAUUACACUGCCCUACGUACACAAAUGCACACCAGUCAUGACUUCGAACCUCCAUAUAAUUCAAUCUCUCUUUAAUAUUCAGCAGUUCCAUACGCCAUAUCCAUGUAUAAAAGGACAAAAUAUAUGUACAUAUCGUUGACAUAUUUUCUAAUGGCAUGUAUCAAAUGAUUUAACAAGAUAUUUUCCAUUUUUUUUUUCCUUCGAUGCUCAUUUGAAAUGUGGCUUUAGCUGUUGGGACAGUUAACCGUGUUCAUCCCUCUCUUAUUUUUCCUUAAUAUAGAUUUAGCUGCAUUUUUAUGAAUAAAAUGUUUUGAUGGAUGGCUCAUCUGAAAUUUCGGAAAGAUCACCAGUUUCGUAUCAACUUCUAGCACAAAAGGCAAUUUUCUUCCUGAAAGAUUUAGAUACAAGCAUGACAAAAAAGUAGGAUAAUGAUAAGGGAGAUGACUUCAACACCAUUUUCAGGUCAUUGCCAAGCUUCUAUAAAGAGAUGGGAAAAGAAAGUGGAGGUGAGUUGGGGCAAUGUUUCAUUUUUGGUGCACCCGGGUCUCUCUAAGGCAGGCUCUUCCCUGGAAAUUCAAUGCACUUUGUUCAUUCUUCUUGUGGUCUUCAUUGGCUUUCCCAGGUCAGUGCGUCCGGAAAAAAUGACCCAGUGUUUCAAAGCCCUGGAUGUAAUAAACAUAAUGCAAUUUAACACACCCAUUGCAUAUAUACGACAGGUUCUAAAGGGUUGGGAAGCAAAACAGGUGAAGCAAUGAAAAAGGGGAAUAUAUACCUAUCAAAGGCCAGCCCUCCUGGAGUCUUCAAAGCAUACUUUGAGCAAUUUGAAAAAGAUUUCACAUUGUUUCUAAGGUCCCGUGCGGAAGAAAUAGUCCCUGGGGGUGGCAUGGUCCUAACAAUCUUGGGGAGUAUCCAGAGCCAUAACCCUUGCUGCAUUUGGGAGUUGGUUGGCAUCACACUUAAUGACAUGGUCUUACAGGGGUUGAUCCAAGAGGCGAAAUUGGACUCUUUCAAUCUGCCACUCUAUACGCCUACUGCAGAGGAAGUAGAAGGAUCAUUUACUCUCAAGAGACUCCAAAAUUCCAGUGUUGAUUCGGAUGCAAACAUGACCCGUGACAAGUACACAAGGGGAGAAAUUGUUGCCAAUACCGUGAGAGCAGCGGGAGAGCCCAUUCUGAAAAGCCACUUUGGAAAAGAGAUUAUUGAUGAUCCCUUUGCUAGAUUUACCGACAAGGUAAGAUCAUUGAUGAUCUCUUUGCUAGAUUCACCGACAAGGUAAUUGUCU